CUGGGGCAGGACGGUUCGUCUUGGGCCAGCGCAAGGAUACGACACCCUCAUGCAGAAGACAAGCAGCUCGCAUAUGGGAAGCUCUCAUAGCUGAGCGCUAUUAAGGCAAUCUAUGGCAGCAAGUCGUAUCUGAGCGGCGAGAAGUGGUCGAAAGGUGGUGGCUCAGGUAGAUUGUGCUGGAGCUGCUUCUUUUGUGUGGAGCAAUUGAGGAAUCAUGGCAGCAACAGCCUUGAGGAUCAGCAGCCAUGCACCAACUACGUGGCUCACGACGGGAAGUACGAGAACAUCGAAACCUUCGCAUGAGAAAUCCAUGCAAACCUCGACAAACAGAAGCGCCAACUUUUUUCAAUGCAGCAGCGCCUCUUUCCAGCACCUUGAAGCAGCGAGCAGAAGGGUUUCUAGAGUGCGGAGUGCCUGCGAGCCCUUGACCUUUACAGGCCUGUCAGUCAAGGAGCGAGCUGUGAGUAAUUCGAGGCUGCAGUCGAAGUUGCCUGCCAUUGAAAGAUUGGGCUCUGGUUGCUCAUCCUGGUUUGGUCAGCAGACCAGCGCAAGAGUUGAUGGCCCUGCGGCUGGACGAAGCAACUCAACCAGAUGCUCUGCAAGCGCAGAGAGCACUCAGGAACAGCAGAGAAUUUCAAGCCCCAGCGCCACUCCCCGCCCCGCUACCAAGCGCCCCGCCGGCAGCAAGGACAAGUUCGAGCGCACCAAGCCCCACGUGAACAUCGGCACGAUCGGCCACGUGGACCACGGCAAGACCACGCUAACCGCCGCCAUAACCAUGGCGCUCGCCCCCAACAGCGGCCUAACCCCCAAGCGCUACGACGAGAUCGACUCUGCCCCGGAGGAGAGGGCACGUGGCAUCACCAUAAACACGGCGACAGUCGAGUACGAGACGCGGGAGAGGCACUACGCCCACGUGGACUGCCCGGGGCAUGCGGACUACGUGAAGAACAUGAUCACCGGGGCGGCGCAGAUGGACGGCGCGAUUCUGGUGGUGUCGGGAGCGGAUGGCCCGAUGCCGCAGACCAAGGAGCACAUCCUGCUGGCAAAACAGGUCGGUGUCCCUUCAAUGGUCCUCUUCCUCAACAAGGAAGACCAAGUCGACGACGAGGAGCUCCUGCAGCUGGUCGAGAUGGAAGUCCGCGAGACGCUCAACUACUACGACUUCCCGGGGGACGAUCUCCCAGUCGUCUCCGGCUCCGCGCUGCUCGCGCUCGAGGCGCUUAGCGCGGGACCCGUCGCGCGCGGUGUGAAUAAGUGGGUGGACCGCGUGUACGCUCUCAUGGACGCGGUCGACGAGCGCAUUCCCACCCCCGCGCGCGAGACGGACAAGCCGCUGCUCAUGGCGGUCGAGGACGUGUUCUCGAUCACCGGGCGCGGGACCGUGGCCACCGGGCGCAUCGAGCGCGGGACGGUGCGCGUCGGGGAGCCGGUGGAGCUGGUCGGGCUGCGCGCGACGCGCGCGAGCACGGUGACCGGGCUGGAGAUGUUCAAGAAGCUGCUGGAGGAGAGUAUCGCCGGGGAUAACGUGGGGAUGCUGCUCCGGGGGGUGCAAAAGGCGGACAUCGAGCGGGGGAUGGUGAUUGCGAAGCCGGGGACAAUCAAGCCGCACACGAGGUUUGAGGCGCAGGUGUACGUGCUGAAGAAGGAGGAGGGCGGCCGCCACUCGCCGUUCUUCGCGGGGUAUCGGCCGCAGUUCUACGUGCGCACUACGGACGUCACGGGGAAUGUGCAGUCGUGCUGGAACGACUCGGGGGAGCCGACGCGUAUGGUGAUGCCAGGGGACAGAGUGAAGAUGCAAGUGGAGCUCAUUCAACCGAUAGCAAUCGAGAAGCAGAUGCGGUUUGCGAUUCGAGAAGGGGGGCGUACGGUUGGGGCGGGUGUCGUAUCCGAACUGCUCGACUAGGGGGAGUUCAGAAAAAAGUCGCGCUCUCGGCACUCUCGGUAGUCUUUGCCUCGGAGUUACCUCUGAGAGAUGCGAACGGUGUGCCGGCUAGAAGGUAUUCCUACCGUAUUCACAAUUGCUUCAAUCAUGGAUGAUUGGAGCCAUGCAGGCACAGAUAAGCUUCGAUAGGGAACGCUGUCACUAUACGAUAUAGGUUUGAUCCUAACGAUUUUCUGUCGAAGGUCUGCAAAUGCUGACUGAAUACAUGAUUAAGAAGAGAUUUUUACUUUGUGAAUGAGCGGAGGCUGCUCAUGGGAGAUUUCCGCUGCCUACGAAGUUGCGAGAAAAUUUUGUGUUGGAAAGUACGUUAAGCGACGCGCCCCUUGUGGGAGACCAGAUUGCAUUUUAGCCUCAAGUCUUCGUACUGCAGCAUCGAUGCCGGACAACUUCAGCAUCCGCAGCCUGUACCGUCCAGUCAGAAGUUCCAAUUGAAACCGAUUCGAUCACGCUG
Messenger RNA from Klebsormidium nitens, 2396 nucleotides. Lineage: Eukaryota; Viridiplantae; Streptophyta; Klebsormidiophyceae; Klebsormidiales; Klebsormidiaceae. The record is from the annotation of a GenBank genome assembly.